AUGGUUCUCAUCCAGCAAGCUCUGCGCUCCCAGUCGGCCCGCAAGGCCGCGCCCGCCCUCGCCCGCGGCCUCGCGACGCCCGCCUUCACCACUCAGAACGCUGGCGGUGUCAAGGUCGCGAGCAGCGAGGACGGCUCGCGGACGAGCUCGAUCUCUGUCGUCGUCAAGAGCGGUGCACGCUACGAGCCCGCCCCUGGCGUCGCGCACGUCCUCAAGAACUCGGUCUUCAAGGCCACCAACAAGCGCAGCCAGAUCCGGUUGGUGCGCGAGACGGAGGCGCUCGGAGGUGUCCUCUCGACUUCGCUUUCGCGGGAGCACCUUGUCUUGACGGCCGAAUUCCUCAAGGGUGACGAGGCGUACUUUGCGGAGGCACUGGGCGACGCCGUCACGCAGCCCAAGUUCCCGGUUUACGAGUACAACGAGGAGGUUGUGCCGCAGGUGCAGGCCGAGUACGAGCAGGCGAUCCACGACUCGCGCGUGUACGCGUUCGACCUCGCCCACCAGCUCGCGUUCCGCAAGGGACUCGGCAACUCGCUCUUCGCCUCGCCUCACACCGCCGUCGACCACUCCACCCUCGUCUCGUUCGCGCAGGCCUCGUUCGCUCCCUCCAACAUCGCCGUCUUUGGCCAGAACGUCGACGCCGGCAAGCUCGCCUCGCUCGUCUCCGACUUCUUCGCCUUCGGCUCCUCGUCCUCCUCCAUCUCGACCCCUCAGUCGCAGUACUACGGCGGUGAGGUCCGCAUCCCCGCCGUCGGCCACUCGUCGACCGACGAGCUCUUGAUCGCGUUCAAGGGCGCCGCCCGCACCGAGGUCGACUACGCCGUCCUCGCUGUUCUCCUCGGCGGCCAGGCAUCCGUCAAGUGGGGUGCAGGCGCUUCGCCUCUCGCCAAGCUCGCGACGUCGACCUCGUCCGCCAAGGCGUUCAACCUCGGCUACUCGGACGCCGGUCUCUUCGGUAUCUCGGUGUCGGCAAAGACGAACGACGUGGCCGAUGUCGCGACCAAGGCUCUCUCCGAGCUCAAGAACGUCGCCAACGGCGUCAGCGACGAGCUCGUCAAGCAGGCUGUCGCAAAGGCCAAGUUCGCGGCCGCUGCUGCGCUCGAGACGAGGGAGGGCAAGACCUUGGUCCUCGGCGAGCAGCUCGCGUCCGGCGGCGAGGCCCCUGCGAUCGACGACAUCUUUGCCAAGCUCGACAAGGUCACCGGCGAGUCGCUCGCCAAGGCCGCCAAGAACGCUCUCGCAAGCAAGCCCACCACCGUUGCCGUCGGCAACACCCACGCUCUUCCCUACGCCGACUCGCUCGGCCUCUAA
Messenger RNA from Rhodotorula toruloides NP11, 1311 nucleotides. Its product is annotated as ubiquinol-cytochrome c reductase core subunit 2. Bases 1 to 1311 code for a protein of 436 amino acids. Gene Ontology annotation, molecular function: metal ion binding. The transcript is spliced from 5 exons. The record is from RefSeq and is a predicted model, not a curated record. NCBI's taxonomy places the organism in Eukaryota, Fungi, Basidiomycota, Microbotryomycetes, Sporidiobolales, Sporidiobolaceae. Gene Ontology annotation, cellular component: mitochondrion.